Protopolystoma xenopodis is the source of this 627-nucleotide messenger RNA. NCBI's taxonomy places the organism in Eukaryota, Metazoa, Platyhelminthes, Monogenea, Polystomatidea, Polystomatidae. The record is from the annotation of a GenBank genome assembly.
AAACGUGUCUUCGUCCUUUUUCGGCGUCCGGAUCCCAUCUCAGCUUCUAUCCUAAGCACAUCUUCAAGUUUGCCUACUCAGCGGCUUAAAAUAGCGCGUUCUUUAGAUCCAUCUAGUACACCAGAUUCCAGAUUAUCGCCUGGCUACCGAUCUGAUCGCGUGUGUCCAUCAUCUGGUAUCGACCCUGUAUCAGCCACUGCGGGUUCAGCUCAUCGUCUUUUCCACUGGCAACCCCCAGAAAGUUGCUGGCAUCUUGCAGAUGAAUUGUCUAGCCUUCCGACCUCAGGUGACCGGGUAUCCGCUUCUUCAGAGGGUCGAAUGGAUCUAUCUCCUCUUCUUCCUCCUCCACUAGAACUGCGUGCAAGUUUGGAAUUGUCAGCUGGACGCUGGUCUGACGUUGGCAUUCUUGAGUUGGGUCUUGGAUACCUAUGUCCCACUGGCUUGGAGACCGAUUGCCUAUCUCAGCCUGAUUCUAAUGAACCCGGGAUCAUUGUAUCAGAUUCCGUUUAUAUGGGAUCGCCUGCCAGCAGGCGAUGUAUUCUCCUUUCGCUUAUGCCACCGGGUGUUCCAAUGAUGGCUGGUGUCCGGCUCUUUCCUUGCGAGCCUUCAGCCACUUCUCGCUGGUAG